GAAAAAACGCGAGAAAUUGAUAAAAUAUAAGUUCGGGUACCCCAACUCCAACCCCGUUGCCCAAGUAUGCCCGUGAAACCGCCUAUAUAAAGGAGGCAUCUUUGUUCGAGCAAUUCUCGCUCACUCAACCAUUUCUAACGUAUUCUUUGAAUAUUAUUUCUAUAAUAAUAUCAAAGCCCUCCCUGUUUUUCUCUGAUUUUCCCUCAUUUUCCGGGAAAAUCUUUUUUCUUCCUCAUUCCGCUAAUCUCAUUUACUUUCUUGAUUCUUUAUUUUUAAUUUCUUCUUUUCUUUUUUGUGUUUCAAGAUCUGCAUGGUGAAGUCCAUUUUCGCAGCAUAAAUUUUGUUCCUUUACAUAGAAAGGAAAAAUCCAACUUUAAAUCUAUUAAAAAUAUUCUUCUGAAGGGAUCGGCGUGGGUAUUUUGAAGAUUAGGGUAAAACGGAAGUGUUGCUCCGGUUGUAAUUGAGUCCUCUACUGCUUCUUUUGAGGGAGUAGCCGGGGCCUCGGCCUCGGCGGGUUUUAAAGCUCCCACCUUUUGAAACCUAUCAAAUCUCAACUUUUUUUUUCGAAUCUUCGUUUAGUUAGUCUCAGAUUCAUUGUAGGGAUGCCGGCCCUGGCUUGCUGCGUAGAUGCUGCUGCCGUAGCGCCUCCUGGUUACGCGGCUUUCUUUGCUGGGGACAGCUCCCUUCCCUCGGCGGUCCCUUUUUCCGCCUCCACCGCCGACGCCGCUGAUUCCAACUCAACCCAUUGGUCCCCAGCGCACUCCUCCGCUCUCUACCGCAUCGACGGAUGGGGAGCCCCCUACUUUUCCGUCAAUAACGCCGGCAAUAUCACCGUUCGUCCGUACGGAACGGACACUCUGGCCCACCAAGAAAUCGAUUUGCUGAAAAUCGUUAAGAAAGUCUCGGAUCCGAAAUCUGUGGGCGGGCUGGGUUUACAGCUUCCCCUUAUUGUUCGGGUGCCCGAUGUGCUGAAAAACCGGCUCGACUCUCUUCAAUCGGCUUUUGAAUCAGCCAUCCAAGCCCAAGGCUACGAGUCUCAUUACCAAGGCGUUUAUCCCGUGAAAUGUAACCAAGAUAGGUUCGUUGUUGAAGACAUAGUUAAAUUCGGGGCGCCCUUCCGCUUCGGGCUUGAGGCCGGGUCAAAACCCGAACUUCUCCUUGCCAUGAGCUGCCUUUGCAAGGGAAACCCAGAGGCGUUAUUGGUCUGCAAUGGUUUCAAAGAUGCUGAGUACAUUUUCCUUGCCUUGCUAGCAAGGAAGCUCGCGUUGAACACUGUAAUUGUUCUUGAAGAAGAGGAGGAGGUGGAUUUGGUUAUUGAAAUAAGCAAGAAACUUUCUGUUCGACCCGUGAUUGGAGUCCGAGCCAAGCUGAGAACCAAACACUCGGGUCAUUUCGGAUCCACCUCGGGUGAGAAAGGUAAGUUCGGGUUGACAACGAUCCAGAUUUUAAGGGUUGUUAAAAGGCUUCAGGAUUCGGGGAUGCUUGAUUGUCUGCAAUUGUUACACUUCCAUAUUGGAUCCCAAAUCCCUUCAACAGCUUUGCUUCAAGCUGGUGUCGUCGAAGCUGCUCAAAUCUAUUCCGAAUUAGUCCGUCUUGGUGCUGACAUGAAAGUUAUUGACAUUGGAGGCGGCCUUGGAAUCGACUACGACGGGUCAAAAUCCGGUAAUUCUGAUCUCUCUGUUUCUUAUGGCCUUCAGGAAUAUGCUUCAGCUGUUGUUAAUGCUGUUCGGUUUGUCUGUGACCGUAAAUCUAUCAAGCAUCCAAUUAUCUGUAGUGAAAGUGGUAGAGCUAUUGUUUCCCAUCAUUCUAUUUUGAUAUUUGAGGCCAUGUCUGCUACUGCUCCUACUACCCCAGCAAUGAACCAAGUUGACCUUCCAUUUAUUUUGGAGGGUCUCUCGGAGGAUGCUCGUGUCGAUUGUUGGAACUUGAGCCAGGCAGCAAUGAGACAUGAGACGGAGUCCUGUUUCGUUUAUGCUGAUCAGUUGAAGCAAAGAUGUGUGGAACAGUUCAAAGAAGGGACUUUGGGGAUUGAACAGCUUGCCGCUGUUGAUGGCUUAUGCGACUUAGUUUCUAAAGUGGUUGAUGCAUCUGAACCUGCUAGGACAUACCAUGUCAAUCUUUCGAUUUUCACUUCGAUCCCUGAUUUUUGGAGUAUUGGUCAGAUUUUUCCCAUAGUCCCCAUUCAUCGAUUGGAUGAAAGGCCUGAAGUGAGGGGGAUUUUGUCUGAUUUAACCUGUGACAGUGAUGGGAAGAUUGAUAAGUUCAUAGGAGGUGAAACAAGCUUGCCUUUACAUGGGUUGGAAGGUAAUGGUGGUGGUAGCAGUGGUGGUGCUAAUGGGCGGUACUAUUUAGGGAUGUUCUUGGGUGGGGCUUACCAGGAAUCCCUCGGUGGAGUUCACAACCUCUUUGGUGGCCCAAGUGUUGUUAGCGUGUCGCAGAGUGAUGGUCCAUAUAGCUUUGCGGUUACACGGGCGGCGCCUGGUCCGUCAUGUGGGGAUGUCCUCCGAGUGAUGCAGCACGAGCCCGAGCUCAUGUUUGAGACCCUCAAGCACCGUGCGGAAGAAUUUUGUGGACAGGACCAUGGCAAUGAAGGCACCCAUGCUGCUUUAGUUAGCACCAUUGCUCGUUCUUUCCACAACAUGCCUUAUCUUGUAGCGGCAUCUCCUUGUUCGUUGACUGCCAUGAAUAACAAUGGCUUCUACUAUUGCAAUGAGGAAGAUUACAAUGCUGCUGUCGAUUCUGGGGCUAGUGAGGACGAGCAGUGGUCCUAUUGCUACGCCUGAGGCAGUGUUCUACUAUUUGCUUUAUUGCAUGGUUUUGCCAGUCCUUGAAUGUCUAGUUAUUUUUAAUUUUGUCCCCCUUUUAAUGAUCUUCUUUUACUGUUAAUUUCCAUCGCUUGUAAGCAGUGAUUGUUAGCAUGCAUACAAGGUGUUUUGCACCUUGUCGGGUAGAAGGGAUGAGAACCGAAUCCAUCCUUUUCUGUAAAUCCGGGAUUUUAUGCCCUCUCCAUGUUUCUUUUAAGCCGACUUUAUUAGUUUUAUUUCUAUUUUGAGUUGACUGUGGUGGAUGUUACUCUAUUUUUCGUUGUUUUUAAGCUUUAUGCUUUUUACCAUCAUAAAGCUUUCCAA
Molecule: messenger RNA, 3128 nt
Organism: Gossypium arboreum
Lineage: Eukaryota; Viridiplantae; Streptophyta; Magnoliopsida; Malvales; Malvaceae
Product: arginine decarboxylase
Exons: 1
Coding region: 603-2783 (726 amino acids)
Biological process (GO): spermidine biosynthetic process; L-arginine catabolic process
Molecular function (GO): arginine decarboxylase activity
Source: RefSeq, a predicted model, not a curated record